CAACAAAGUCAGCAUGUUCAUCAUAAAUAUUGAACUGUGAACUUUUACUCCACUAAUCUGACAAUUGUAAACGAUCAGCUGUAGAUGAAUGCUAUCAUUAGUGUCUAGGACAAAGGUUGAACUACUGCAGUGAAAAUAAAUAGGCCUAGAUAUGGCAAGUGGAUAUGAACCAGAUGAAGAACUAUCAGAGCUUAUCACAAAGUUAUGGGACAUGGAUGUGAACCGGUGUGAGUCAGGCAUAGAAUAUGAUAUUGACAAACAGGGUUAUGUUAAAAAUGCAAGGGAGAUGUCUGAGGUUGACCGUGCAUGGUAUAACCUUUUCAGAUGGGUUGCAGAAGAUGAUGUUUUCAGCAGACCAACAUACAAUGCAUUUAGAAAGCUACUAGACAACUAUGAGAGUGAAACUGGGAGAGGUGAGGUAAUCACGGAGGAGGAGGAAGCCGAAAACUGGGAGUUCUUAGAUGCAAUAUUGGAAACAGACCUUAUGAAGGAAGCCCACCAAUAUCUGGUUGGUCUGGAACAAUCGCCUGAAGAUCCUGAUGAAUUCAGACAACAGCUUUAUGACAUCUGGUUCAAACUUUAUAAGAGAUCUAGGGAAGAUGAGGAAAAUGACUCGAGCAGUUUUGAACAUGUGUUUGUUGGUGAGACACGUGGUCAUAGAGUGAUUGGUUUCCACAACUGGGUGCAGCUCUACCUGCAGGAGAAACAUGGUAACAUUGACUACAAAGGCUACUUUAGGAGAGGCACAGUGAGUGAGGAGGAAGGUGAAGACCCCAGACUGCUGACUCUUCAGUUCAGUUGGAAAAAUGGUCAAGGUAAACCCAUAGGAUCCAGUUUCAUUGGAACUAGCCCAGAGUUUGAACUGGCCCUAUACACCAUUGUCUUUUUAUCUGGGAAAGGUUCACGCGUUCCCAUUAAGAUAGGAGAUCUGUUUAAUAUAGAAUUGCAUUGUUAUCCACAUGAUAUGGGUAUUGGAACAGCCUACCCUGUAGCUAAGUGGUGA
Messenger RNA from Owenia fusiformis, 1003 nucleotides. NCBI's taxonomy places the organism in Eukaryota, Metazoa, Annelida, Polychaeta, Sabellida, Oweniidae. The record is from the annotation of a GenBank genome assembly.